Cydia fagiglandana is the source of this 530-nucleotide messenger RNA. Its product is annotated as death-associated inhibitor of apoptosis 1-like. Lineage: Eukaryota; Metazoa; Arthropoda; Insecta; Lepidoptera; Tortricidae. The transcript has a single exon. Bases 150 to 530 code for a protein of 126 amino acids. Gene Ontology annotation, molecular function: cysteine-type endopeptidase inhibitor activity involved in apoptotic process; ubiquitin protein ligase activity. The record is from RefSeq and is a predicted model, not a curated record. Gene Ontology annotation, biological process: negative regulation of apoptotic process; regulation of cell cycle; positive regulation of protein ubiquitination. Gene Ontology annotation, cellular component: cytoplasm; nucleus.
CUACCCGUCCGCAUCAUACUUCAUGGCGACACUGCCAGUCGGGCUGCUUGAGACAGCCCCAGUUUAGACGCCGCCCAGUAGCCCAGCCAGCCAGCCAGACAGCCAGCCAGCCACUACCAACACCGCCUGUGCCCAACAGCAACCACCAGAUGACUACAGGCCAGGACGAGUGCGGCAUGUGUGCGCCGCCCGCCACCGGCGCCAGUGUGCUCCCGCACCCGCGCUACAACACCAAGGCCGCCCGGCUCCGCACCUUCAAAGACUGGCCCAAGAGCAUGAAGCAGAAGCCCGAGGAGCUCGCCGAAGCCGGCUUCUACUACACCGGCCAGAGCGACAAGACCAAGUGCUUCUACUGCGACGGAGGACUCAAGGACUGGGAGGAGGACGACGUCCCGUGGGAGCAGCACGCGCGUUGGUUCGACCGGUGCGCGUACGUUCAGCUCGUCAAGGGAGAAGAUUACGUCCAGAAGGUCAUAUCGAAGGCGUGCGUCAUCCCCAAAAUGGUACCCGAUGUGAAAACUAACAAGUAA